Prunus armeniaca (apricot) is the source of this 225-nucleotide messenger RNA. The record is from the annotation of a GenBank genome assembly. Lineage: Eukaryota; Viridiplantae; Streptophyta; Magnoliopsida; Rosales; Rosaceae.
AUGUGUUGGAUUUCUGAUCUCAUUGCAUCGAUGUGUUGUAAAAGUACUGACUGGCUAAAUGCACUUCAACACAGAAGAAUGGAUUUUGAAGAGUUCUGUGCCGCUGCAUUAAGUGUUCAUCAGCUCGAGGCACUUGAUCAUUGCGAACAACAUGCUCGAUGUGUGUGUGAAAUUUUUGAGAGGGAUGGAAACAGAGCAUUGUCAUUGAAGAACUUGCUUCAGUAA